Anopheles gambiae (African malaria mosquito) is the source of this 1939-nucleotide messenger RNA. RefSeq names its product esterase E4. The transcript is spliced from 5 exons. Lineage: Eukaryota; Metazoa; Arthropoda; Insecta; Diptera; Culicidae. Bases 128 to 1903 code for a protein of 591 amino acids. The record is from RefSeq and is a predicted model, not a curated record.
UCGAUUAGUCGUCGAUUGCCUGUUGAAAGGUUCGCACACUGUCCUUCUUGGAGGUGUUUGUUGGUGCUGGUGGUGGUUGGAGGCUCACACAAAAAAGAAGAAGAACAAUCAAAAUUUAACAGUGACAAUGCAUGUGCAGUGGAUUUCGGUCAGCUUGGUGGUGUUAUCAGUGUGCUUGGUGCCUCUGUUGUACAGUGCCGGUGUUAGCGGUCAACAGAACUCGCCGAUCGUAGUGAUUGAUGGGCUCGGUACGGUACAAGGAACACGGGGCCGUACCGCCUGGACGGAUCGGGAAAUUUUCAAAUUCUACAACAUCCGCUACGCGGAAGCUCCGAUCGGCCAGCAACGGUUUCGCAAUCCAAUUCCCGUGAAACCGUGGAGCGGCGUGUACAAUGCAGCGCUCCCGGGGAAACCAUGCCCCCAGAUUGGCAUGAACAUGAGCACCAGUGAUUUAGCGGCCGAAGAUUGUCUCACACUGUCGGUGUAUACGCAAAAUGUAACUGCCAACCGUCCCGUGAUGGUGUUCAUACAUGGUGGCGCGUUCGUCGUCGGGUCCGCCUCACUCUACGAACCGGACUAUCUGCUCGAAAAGGACAUUGUGCUGGUGUCAAUCCAGUAUCGGCUCGGUCCGCUCGGCUUUCUUUCCACCGGUACCGCCAACAUCCCGGGCAAUAUGGCCAUGCUCGAUAUGAUCACCGCGCUGGAGUGGGUUUCGAACAAUAUUCGCUUCUUCGGCGGCGACCGUACCUCGGUGACGGUGUUCGGUGAGUCGGCGGGCGGAGCAGCCGUAUCGGCCCUGCUGUACAGUCCAACGGUGCGGGAAGAUCUAUUCCACCGUGCCAUCAUACAGUCCGGGUCCAUCUUUUCGCCCUGGGCGACUUGUAAAUCACCAAAGGAAGGGGCGCUUGACAUUGCAAGGCGCGUCAACUGUGAUCGACCGGUGGAAACGAUGGAAGAUUGUUUGCGGAAUGUGCCGGCGCUAAGGCUGAUGGAGGCGUACGAGGAGCACAGGAACACACAGUUCAACAUUACCGGCUAUCCGGACGUUUCCGGCGCGUGCAUCGUCAUCGGCGAAGCUUCACCGUUCAUGCCGAAGCACCCGAAAACGCUACCGCGCAGUGCAUUCCGCAAUGUGGAGCUGCUGGCCGGUACUACCGCACAGGAAGGGCUCAUGUUUUGGGAAGGCGUGUACCGGUACGGACUGUCCUACCGGCCGGAAACCAUUCAAUCCUCCUGGGACCUGCUGCAGCUCAUCGACACCAUCAACGAGCGGUUCGGCGCGAGCUCGAACGAUGGUUCGCACACGUGGCAUCAACUUUUCAGCACCUUCCUCACGACCGAGAUAGACCGGGCCAACUACACCGAGCUGCUUCCCGGACUGGUGGAUAUCUGCGGAAAUCUUGCCAUCAAAGCGCCGGUCUUGCAGGACGUGACACGAUUCGCUCACGCUAACCCGGGCAAGGUGUAUCUGUACAGUUUCGAUUACAGCGGCGUACCGUCCAUGUACAACUUCUCCUCCACGGACGAUGAGUUCAAGUAUCCCUACCACAACAAUUCGUUUCACGCGGAAGAUCUGUUCUAUCUGUUCCCGCUCGGGCAGCGUCUCAAUCCGCGCGAUACCGAGAUCGCAAAGGCAAUGGUCGAUCUGUGGACGUCGUUUGCAGUCAGUGGACGCCCUGCGGCAGCAGCAUUAAAACAGAGCUGGAAUCCCGUGUCGCAUUUUAACGGUCCGUAUCUAAAAAUAAACGAAGCGUACGAGGAACGGCAAAACUAUUUCAACGAAUUCACCGCCUCCACUGAUAAGGCCAGACAGCAGCGGUCGGCGGCUACUCUUUUGGGGCUUUCGCGGGCAACCAUAGCCGUGGUAGCAUUGCUUUACAGUGUAAUUAGACACUUGAUGUAAUAAAUUUAAAAAAAAAAACACUCACAUUUCCCCUAU